Messenger RNA from Nematostella vectensis (starlet sea anemone), 3593 nucleotides. Its product is annotated as basement membrane-specific heparan sulfate proteoglycan core protein. The coding region runs from base 96 to 3173 and encodes 1025 amino acids. Lineage: Eukaryota; Metazoa; Cnidaria; Anthozoa; Actiniaria; Edwardsiidae. Gene Ontology annotation, cellular component: plasma membrane. The transcript is spliced from 15 exons. The record is from RefSeq and is a predicted model, not a curated record.
AAAACACUUCCAUGGCAACAAUGUCAAAAUGGUUAUAAUAAGUAAUGUGAAGUAAACCGAAACCGAUAUUUUCGUCUGACAAUAUCAAGGCAGCCAUGAUAAUGUUAGGAACAAACUCAAGGCUCAUAACUUUUCUUGUUACUGUUAACAUGUGGGUACUGCAGUGUGCAGAAAGUACCAAAGAUUGGCAAUGGCAAUACAAUAAAUCAGUUUGCUUCAACGAGCUUGCGGAUGCAGCUUUGUCAUGGAAAGUCACACUUAGCCCCGGAGACAGCGUCUCGGAUGUGAAUAUCUACGAGGUUUCAGUGAGGACGCAAUCUGCACUCAAGAUGUACAGCAAGACAAAUGGACCUGAGGCCGCGUUUAAAGACCGCGUAAUGCGUUUCUCGAUGGCGAAUGAGUUGAGUAACCAAUUUCCAGUUUUCAAGAUCUAUUUCACUCUCACAAACCUAAGCAGCAGUGUUGAUGGGUUUGGAAGCAAAAGCAUUAGAUGCCAAGUUGUUAGAAAGAGUAAUGGCGCAUCUCAACAAAGAGAUACACUUCUACACGUGCAAGUUCCCAUCCAAAACUUUGCGGUCCACCCUUUGAGACUCACUCUCAAUGAGACUGACGCCGCCCUAUUCACGUGUUCCGCUGAUGGGUCUCCCUCGCCCACCAUAACUUGGACCAACACUCAGGGUCAGAUUGUGGGACACGGCUUGUACUACCGAAUACCAGCGGUUAACAGAAGAAUGUCUGGCAUGUACACGUGCACUGUAACUGAUGGCUGUGGACAAAACUACACUAAAUCUGCGAUACUGAUCGUGCAAUAUAAACCAGAGAAAACAAAGCUCAUUAAGCUUGCUCCGUCUGGAAAUGUUUCCGGUAGAUAUUCAACAUAUGUAUUCAGAUGCAUCGCGUCGGCUUACCCACCAGUAACCAGUUACACGAUUUACACAAAUGGAACAAAGAGAUACACAGGGACUGGUAUAUACUAUGGCUACACACAUAUAUUAGGUGCUGCGGAGUUUACCUGUGAGCCUCACAGUGCAGCUGGAUACGGUGCCAACAGCACAGUCACCAUCAUCACUAUCGUCGACGUGCAUCAUUUCUUCCCUUUUAAUCAUCUCAGUGGAGGUGGUACAGUACUCGAAGGCUCAUCCUUGUCUUUCUAUUGCUAUUUGCGUCACUGGCAUGGUUAUAUCACAUGGAUCAAAAAUGGCAAAGGGAUGAACACGCUAACUACAUUUUAUGAACUUCGGUUCGAUCCUGUUACAAGAAAAGACGAAGGAUUUUACGCUUGUGGAUACAUAUUCAACGGCAUCGAGUACAUAGUACAUCGCAUAACGCAUUUAACCGUCGAGUACAAGCCCGAGAAAACUCAGCUUCAUUCAUUGGGUAGUUCUUACUGCCAUGGGUCCGCGAUACCUCUCUACUGUACAGCGGUCGCCAAACCCGCUGACAUCCGGUACUUUCUGCGCAUCAACAAUCAACCGCUGGCCAACAACACCAUUGGUCUAUUUAACGUGUCACUAAGAAUGCUGGGAUAUCACCUCUACACAUGCGCACCAAGCAAUAAAGUGGGAGAAGGCGAACACAGAAGUGUCAGGAUUCACGUGCAAGAGCCGCUGACGUCUGCGUCUAUCCUACCUAUCAAUGGCACGAGGUUCACGGAGAAAUCCACCGUUCAGUUGACAUGCGCGGCUAAUGAAGUGAAUUCCCACGAGAUAAGAUGGACCAAGGACGGUGUUCUCGUGGGAGAGGGACAAACACUGAUGAUACAGUCAAUAAACAGGACGGACGAAGGGGUGUACACGUGUACUAUCAACAACACGUGUAACGUGGUGUCUGCUGUCACAUACAUCGGAGUCGACUAUGUCAACAUGGACCAACAAACGCUAAAAUGUUCGUCCUUCCCGGGAUUCAUCAUCCUGUCCCUCGAGACCAACACCGCCCCACCUCCCAACAUCACUUGUAACAAUGGCCACGCGUCUUACAGAGGACUCGUCGCACACUCGAGUGGCAGUGUCAUAUCGUACAGGGUGGAUUUACCGGACCCGGAUGUGAGUGAGGUGAAAUGUCGAGCUGAAGGCUUCCCAGGGACCGAGAACACGUACACUAUUGCUGUCGCUGAUUCCGAAUACAUCCGGAAUGGUAGCUUCAGAGUGACUAACGCGCGAUAUCCACCAAGCGACGCGAUCAAAGGGAAGAUCAUCAAAUCGAUCAAAGAGUGUUUCGAUGCUGCUUGUCUAAGGAGCUUGUCAGUAACAUACAGGGAUGGCAGCCUUGUUGUUGACGUCUCUCUCGUCAUAACUGCAAAUAUAACAAAUCCUUUCCUGUCUGUUAAGGAUACUCUUCUUCAUAAGACGAAAUUCUACGGCCUUUCUGUCGAUCCUUCAAGUAUAGAAAUGAGCGCACUGGCAUAUUUACCAGUCACAAAAUUAGAAAAGCGGUCCGACGAAGUCGUCAACCAGGAACCAGCCGUUAGCGGCCUGGCUGUGAUGGUCGCCCUGUUGUUUGUUUCAAACUGUGCAACCAUCAUCUACUUUCUAAAAUGCAAGAAAUCAGGUACAGAGGAGAGGCCAAGACCAAAUGUGGACGGACGGGAGAAGAAUUCUCAAACUCAGAGUAUAACGAUGCAAGAAGGUCCUUUCUCGUCGCUACACACAGAAGGGCAAGCCGGGGCUCAACCAGGAGGAAGCUGCGAGUCAAUGGGCCAACUUUCAUACUCAGAACGUAACGCUUCUCCAGAAUACGAUACAGUCACGCCAACCAAGACUGUCACGCAACACAACCAAGCACAUGUCACGCGACCUAAGAUCUUUAGCAAAAGGAAUCACGAAUCAAGUACCAGUCUUUCUCGGGCUAAUACGCCUUUAAAACAACUUCAUAAUACCAAGGCCAUAAAGGAAAAGAUUGAGAAGCCCGGUCACGUGACUAUGGCUGCAAAUGACGUCACAGCAUCUACCGGAGCACGUGACCAGGAGCCAUCGGCAAUGUACCAGUCACUUGAUUCAGUGUUUGUUAAUGAGGCACAGUACGCGUCGCUGACCCCCCACACGCGCGCCUCAACAGAUCACAUGGCGUUUGUGUAUGAGAACCUGGGCAGGGAUAGCGCAAAGGAAACGGAUUUCUGCCACCACCUGGAUGUUGAUCAACAAGAGUCGUCUCACGCUAAUGCAACCACCGCGUGAGCGCAACGAUGACCUGUAACUUACUUGGUGACCAAGUACAACAGCCGCUUGACGCUGCUCCAACAACUAGAGCAAAACUUUGAAGCUAAAGGAAAACCAGUCUCACAUAAAUGAAUAAACUACCGCGUGAGUGAAAAAGGCGCUAUAUCGUCUAAAGCAUUUUAAUAGAUCAUAAAGAGGCCGCUUGUGGGGGGAUUGGGGGUGCAGCAGCUGAACAGCAAGCGAAAGCUCGCUACGGAGUACUUCAGAGAGGGGAUAUCGUGUGUACGGCACAAGCUACAGCAUUAUUCAUAUCGUAUUCUCGAAAUAAACUUUGUAAUAAGGUCCAUAAUUUUGUUUAUAUGUUGUAUAUUACAUUUGAGCAUAUACAUCAUACACUUGUUGAUGAGUAAAAAAACAGAAUAAAUUCGUUUUUUUAUC